GUGUUUUUAUUUGGGUGCUGGAGCGAGCUCUGGUGGCUGGUAUCGGCACUGCUCGUCCAUAAAAUUUCGUCGCUCAGCCUUCUUCUUCUUCUUGGCCGUGGCGCCAGUCUCGUUUCAUGGUGGACGGGCGAAUUGCGUGAAAAAUUUUUCUCUCGUCCUCGGGCAAGCAGAGAGCGUGCAAAUAGUGGUGAAAAUUGCGUAAAAGUGCGCGGAAUGGGCGGGAGAAGAUGUCUCGCAGUGGUGGUGACUCCAAAUGGCGAUAUUUGAGAAGCGUAUCGAGCGCAAAGUGAACCUCGACGACACCCAGGAGAUCCAGUGUCGCAUUGAAACGGCGCAGAAAGUCGGCGGACACACGGAGUACGUGCUGAGGGUGCAGCGAGGGCCGCUGACAGAGAACUCCUGGCGACUGCUGCGGCGCUACAAUGACUUCGUGCACCUGGACAAGUGCCUGCAGAUCUCGGGGAUCGAGCUGCCGCUGCCCGCCAAGAAGAUCCUGGGCAACAUGCAGCCCGCUUUCAUAGCUCAGCGUCAGGUCGCACUGCAGCAGUACAUCAAUCACGUGCUCAUGAAUCCCAUUCUUGCAUCGUCGCUCCCGACGAAGAAGUUUGUCGACCCGGACAGCUACUCCACCCCGUUCCACGACCUCGCCCUCCAGAACGCCUCCCUCUGCCUGCGGGCGGACGGCCAGUAUGCGCUGGGGCAGAGUCUGGGGCCCAUCGGGUGGCGCCUGCGGAAGCACUACUUCCGCGUCACGAUGAAGCUGCCCUCGGGGCGCAGCUCGCCUGGCCAGAGCAAGCACCUCGUCAAGUCCAUCUCGCAGAGCCACGCGCGCGGCGCUCCCGGCGCCACGGGCAACGGCAGCGCCGCCGCGGCGCCCGAGCCCACGCAGGACGUGAUUCUGGCGUGGACGGAAUAUGGCCCCGAUAAGUACAUCGACGACCGGGAGAUUCACGCCGCGCUGCGGAAUCUCGCCGGCGUGCAGCAUCCCUACAUCCAGCCCCUGGAGUACGUGACGAGCAACGACAACGGGGCGCUGGUGAUUCGCAAGUUCUCGGCGCACGGCAGCCUCAAGGACAUGCUGUGCUGCGUGCAGCCCGUGAAUCCCUUUCUCACCAAGUACGGCAACCCGAAGGGGCGCUCGCCGCUGCCGCUGCGCGACGUGGCGCUGUACGGGCGGCAGAUCCUCGAGGCGAUUCGCUUCCUGCACUCCAAAGGGCUGCCCAUUGGCCACAUUCACGCCGGCAAUGUGGUGAUCUCCGGCGGCACGGCGCGCCUGAUGGACGUGGAGAACUUCAUCCUUGGCGUGCCGGCCUUCUAUCGUCCCUUCUUCGUGCAGCACUCGAAGAUCAGCACGUUCGAGGCGGUGGACGUGUACUCCUUCGGCCAUCUGCUCUACGAGAUGACCAUGGGCUUCUCCCUGCAGGAGUCCGUGGCCAGACAGAUCACCGACUGUCCAGACUCACUGCGGCAGCUGCUCGAGUCGCUGCUGCUCAGAGACUCGUGCAAGAAUGGCCUGCCGACGCUGGAUCAGGUGGCGCAGCAUGCCUUCUUCCAGGAGCACGUGCCCAACUUCGCGGACGUCCUCGCCAAGGCCAGCAAGACGUCGAAGCCGCACCUAAAGUGGUCCACCACGGCCAAGGAGCAGCUCAAGAUCGCGGUGCAGAAGUCAGAGCAGCGCCUGAGGGACGAACAGAAGUCCGUGCGCAACCAGAAGAGACUCGUGCGGGUGCAGGAGUGGAUGAGUUCCGAGGAGGAGAAGAAGAAGAUCAAGAGCAAGGCGAAAAUGGAGCAGAAACAGUCGAAGCUUCGUCAGCAGACUUCGUUGCAGCUGCAAAAUGGUCCACCCGUGACUCCACUCACGCUGACCCGCUCUGACAGUGUCAACAGCGUCUCCACGUCGCACGAGACGGAUUCGCCACUCCCGCCGCCACCGCCGCCGUCGCUGCCCAAUCUGUCACGCACGACGGAUGACCUGCGGCCGAGCACGAGCGGCGAGCGGGGGCGCUUCGCCCUGCUGGACUCAAUCUGCAAGUUCAACAAGUCUUCUCUGCGGCGCGUGGCGUCGGACGAUUGAGUGGACGAUUGGAGAUGAGAACUUGAGCGCGAUGCUGUGCAUGUCAAAGGUACAUUCGGACCAAUUUUAAUUGUAGUUCUUAAAGAAAACAAACCCACGAGAGUUUAGAGAAGAAGAUGAUCGAGAGAGAAAGUGGGGAAAAAUCAAUGCAAAUCGAUGAAACAUAAUCAGGCAUGAGCGCGAUUCAAAGGCAGCACCGAAAGAGAAUUCUCAAAUAUUUACAAAAUAGACACAAAGAGAGAGAGAAAGAGAAGGAGAAAAGGAGGAGGAGAGAGAAAAAUUUGUAAAUCAAAAGGCACUAAAAUGAGUUGCUUUCAUCGUUACCAAAUGGGGAGGGGAAGAAAGAAAGAAAAAAAGGAGUAAAGUGAAACGCAUUUUCCUCCUCCAAUUCCGCAUAAAUUGUAUUGUAUAUUUCUUUCCUAAUGGUUAUUGGAUACUUUCCUCAUGAAUUUUUAAAACAUGCCCGGCAUUUUAUAUUUAAAGUCACAGAGAGAGAAAGAGAGGAAGAAUGUGAUGAAAAUGUGUGGAAAAUUGUUAUUCUCGCUUUUAUUUUUACACCACUUUUUGUACAAUUUCAAUGUAAAUUACAAAUUUGUCUUCUUUUUUCGACACACACACACACAUUCGGCAUGGAGAGAGAGAAAAAGCAUUUGCAUGUUUGUUCUCUUGCAUAAUCAAUUGUGCGGAUGAUAAGAAUAUAAUAUCAUAUUUCCUGAUGGUUUAAAAAAAAACGAAUUGAAGCGCGCAAAGCAGAUAUAAAGAAAAUAAAAUGCUGAGCCGCUAACAAAGAGAAAAAGAUAUUGAGCGAAAAGGAGGGAGAGAAAAAUUAAUUAAAUUAUAAGACUGCACCUUAAUUGGAAAAUCACUAGAGAGAAUUGACGAGAAAGAGAAAAUUAUAAAAAAGUAGAGAAAAAAGAAAAGUUAUGCUGAAAUAUUUGUGUGUGAAAAGUAAGAUAGAAAAAGAAGAAAAAAUCGUUCUUAUAAUUGUUGUGUCAAAUUGUCUUACCAAAAUACUAUAAUAAUAAAUAAUAAUAAUGAUGAGAAAUUAAAGAGAUAAAAAGAAAUGUUCUUAGAGAAAAAUCCUUAAAGAAAAAGAUGCAAAAAAAUAAUCUCCUUUAAAUGUAAAGAAAUUCCCCUUAAAUUAACCACACUUGUGAGAGUGUUUAAAAGGAAAGUACAUAAAAUAUAUAAAA
Phlebotomus argentipes is the source of this 3267-nucleotide messenger RNA. RefSeq names its product PX domain-containing protein kinase-like protein. Gene Ontology annotation, molecular function: ATP binding; protein kinase activity; phosphatidylinositol binding. Gene Ontology annotation, biological process: early endosome to late endosome transport; endosome to lysosome transport; protein targeting to lysosome. Gene Ontology annotation, cellular component: late endosome; extrinsic component of endosome membrane; early endosome. The coding region runs from base 254 to 2074 and encodes 606 amino acids. The record is from RefSeq and is a predicted model, not a curated record. The transcript has 4 exons. NCBI's taxonomy places the organism in Eukaryota, Metazoa, Arthropoda, Insecta, Diptera, Psychodidae.